AUGCAAAUUCCAGCAUUGGAUUAUCAAAAAUUCGCUAAAAUAUCGGGCGGUGCCUUGGCAUUCGGGAUUAUUUAUGGAUUUUUGUUGUUUCCGAAUAUUUUGCACUUUGCCAUCAAGUACAUGGUUCAAUUGAGACCCGGAUCAAGGACAAGAGAGCAACUUUAUUUGCCGAUUCCGUUCGAUAUUGAAUUUACGAUUUCCGUGUGGAAUAUCACAAAUCCGGAGGAAGUUCAGAAUGGAGCUGUGCCUAUUGUGAAGGAAGUUGGACCUUAUUACUUUUUAGAACGAAAAUUAAAAUACGACGUUGAAGACGAUGACGAAGCAGACACCCUGAGUUUCGAUCAAAAGAACACUUUUUACUUUCAAGCCAACAAAACUUUACCUCUAACCGGAAAGGAAAUCGUCACAAUCCCGCAUCUUGUGAUCCAAAUGGGCUUGUUAAUGAUUCAACGAGAUCAGGCGCCUCUUUUGCCAUUAGCUGUCAAAGGUCUAAAUGAGCUUUUUGAGAACCCAACAUCACCGUAUUUUACCGAAAAGGUUGAAGAUUUGCUAUUUUAUGGAGUCCCGAUCAAUUGUGACGUCGAUGGAUUCGAAGCAAAAAGUGUUUGCAGCGCUUUGGAAGACACAAUGGGCGAAUCUGCGGUCUUGAAUGACACUCAUUUGGGCAUUUCUUUGUUUAAAUCUCAAAACGGAACAAGCACAGGACGUUUCACAGUGUAUCGAGGCAUGAAAAAUAUUUCUGACACGGGUAGAAUGGUAGCUUUCAACGGAGAAACUGAAAAUGAUGUUUUUAAUGGCGAUGAAUGUAACGAGUUGAGAGGCACAGAUGCUUUGUUCUUUCCUCCGUUUUUAAAACGAGACGAUACGAUUUGGGCAUUUUCGGCGCAAUCCUGUCGGUCGUUCGGAUUUCGGUACAAAGAGGAUUCGUCGUAUAAGGGAGUUGCGUUGAAACGAUUUUCAAUCAAUUUUAAUAAAGACGAUCCUGAUUGCUUUUGUCGCGAUCCAGAUGAGUGUCCGCCGGAAGGAGUGAUAGAUAUGUCGAUGUGUCUUCAGGCGCCGUUAUUGGCAUCAAAGCCACAUUUUUUGCAUGCCGAUCCGAUUUUGAGAGAAAAAGUUCAUGGAUUCACACCAAAUGAAGAAUUGCAUGAAUUUCUCGUAGAUUUUGAUCUUUUUGCUGGCGCUGCUCUCAACGCUCGUGUUGCAAUCCAAUUCAACUUAGACAUGACAGCUGUGGAAGAAUUUGAGCCAAUGGCAAAUUUACCAUCAGUUUACAUGCCAAUUUUUUGGAUCACCGAAGCAAUUGCUCUCAACAAAACGUUCGUUUAUCAAUUCAAAGCACUUCAUUUCGGUCAACAUCUCAACAGUUUCAUCAAAUACGUCGUUGUAACUUUGGGUCUUUUGGGCACAGGAGGAUUUACUUUUCUCGCAUUCAAUUCCGGCGAAACGCCCGUCGACGAGCAAGUAAUUGUCGAACGUGAAGCUCCCCAAAGCUCAAAAAUGUAUCCGGAUGAAGCUGAAGUCGAAAAAGGAACUCUCGAUAGCAUGAUGGAUUUCAAAGAUAAAAUUGCUGCGAAAUUUGGAUUCUCUGAUGAUGAGAAAAAUUCAUAA
Molecule: messenger RNA, 1608 nt
Organism: Culicoides brevitarsis
Lineage: Eukaryota; Metazoa; Arthropoda; Insecta; Diptera; Ceratopogonidae
Product: sensory neuron membrane protein 1-like
Exons: 7
Coding region: 1-1608 (535 amino acids)
Cellular component (GO): membrane; cytoplasm
Molecular function (GO): scavenger receptor activity
Source: RefSeq, a predicted model, not a curated record